Messenger RNA from Naegleria lovaniensis, 1005 nucleotides. RefSeq lists its product as uncharacterized. The coding region runs from base 1 to 1005 and encodes 334 amino acids. NCBI's taxonomy places the organism in Eukaryota, Heterolobosea, Eutetramitea, Acrasida, Naegleriidae. The record is from RefSeq and is a predicted model, not a curated record. The transcript has a single exon.
AUGUUACGAAUGAAUUGUUGUUGCUAUCAAUGUGCUCCAUUGGUAGAUCAAGCUCUUCAAUACAAGAAUUUACUCUAUUAUGGAUCUAGUACUAAAUUCUCUCCCGAGUUUGAUAAAAUGUAUCGGAAUAACAAAUUAAAGUCUAAUCAUCAUCAUCAUGAGGAUGGUGAAACAGGCUCAUACGGAGAAGAAGAAUCUUCUGCAACAACAACAACAAUGGAUCCCUCUCAUGUAUUUGAAAUUUAUGUACCCAUGAUGGAUGAAAAUGUAUUUGGAGGAUUACCCUCACUCUUUGAUAAAGAGACUUAUCCGUUGACUUAUUUGGGGAAUCCAAAAUCAAUAGCUCAGAGUGAAGAAUAUAAUGUGGCAACAGAAGGAACAGAAGAUCAGAUCAAGUUUGUUUUCAACUCGGAGGCGUAUAGGAAUUCUCUUUUCGUUUCCAAUAAUUCUUCUUCGGGAGAUGGUGUUUCUGGUAGUAGGAAUUCUUUGAAUGAGGAAGAUCAAAAAGAGUUAUUACGACAAAUUGUAUAUGAAAAUAUUGAACAACAUGAAUGGAGAUAUUGUAUUUCGAAUAUUAAUGCAGGAAUAAGCCAUUCGUUUCCUUGCCCUGGUAAGAUUGGAACUGCCAUUGUACUAUCUCCAUUCACGUGUGGACUGAGUUUUCUUCCUAUUUUCUUAUUUAAGGAGGUGUAUGUGAUGGAAGCCAUGCGAAGGAUUGACACAUAUUUAGGCAAGGUCAAUAAGAAAUUGUACGAUAGAGCUAUUGAAAAGAAGCUUGACUAUUAUUUGCAAUUUCAAGUGAUUAGAAAGGAGCAUUUGGGGAUUAGUUGGGUUCAAGUGAAUGCCAUUUCCACUAAAAAGACACCAUCCAUGAUACAAGGACGUUUUGUGACAAAUAAUACUAAUGAACUUGAAACAAAUCCUCAUGUUUCAAGACCAAACCGAUUCGAUGAAGAAGAAGAGUUUUUGAGCGAUGAGGAAAUGCAUGAAGUCGAACUGAAGUAG